AAGCGAGUACCACGAUGCGACACAUUAUGUGUGUACGUGUGUGUGGGAGAGUGCGGUUGUCAUGCUUUGCGCGCCGUGUGUCAUCCAGCGCGCGCCGUGUGCCAUCGAGUAGUAGAUAAUGUCUGCGUAAAGCGAGGGGUGAUCGGUGGGAGAGUCCAUGUCCCCGCUUGAUCUUCGCUGCCACUCAGUAACUCACAGAACAGACUGAACAGUGUGCACCUUGAGGUAAAGAGAGUGUGACAGACUUGACACAAAUUGAGUCAGACUGGGCAUAGUUUCGGGCAUGUGUUGCUGCAUGUUGUGACCUGUGGUACGGUCACCUGUGUAGAUCUAUACUAUGACAAGAGAUUGUCUUCGCCCUGUUCUGACCAGAAGCGGGGCCCUCCUGGAAAUUCGAUAAUAAGAAGAAUACAGGUAGAUCUAUACCAGAUUUAUUGUCUCGGUUCAGUAGACGGAAAUUCUCGGUACAUGUUAUUGUUGUGGCAGAUUGAAUACCUCGGUAUGGGCGAUUAAAUGUCUCACAACAGCGAAGUUGAAAUCGACUCAUUGUCUCAGUUCGAUGGUGUAGGCCCUAUGUUUGUCUGUGUGGGACGAUAUAGGUCAAGUGCUGGCCUUGCCUAGAUUAUGAACAAUACUGGUCAUGGGUUGCACACGGUCACUGUUUACUACUACUGCUACUACCUUCCCGUGUCGCCCGUUACCUUCCUUCUUCGGAGUGGCUUACAGGUUUUUAGCACAGUUCCUUGAGUUCACGGAGUUUUGUGACUGGUUGCUGUCUAUUUAGUGGUGUGCCACAGCAGGAUGUUGGUUCAUUGGGACUUCAAGCAACUGGUGAACAGUGUAUUGAGACAGAUCUAUAACUGGUGAGGGGUUUUUGAAACAACCUGUGUGCCAUUGAUAGCUUGAAACAUGGAUUUAUUGAUUGAAAGAACUGAUGAUCUGUUUUCUGGGAACAUUGGUGUUUCGUUCUUUGAGACUCGAGAGAGUUGGUGGUAGUUAUAUCCAAACACCUGAUACGAAGUUCACUAGGACUCCAGGUGAUUAGUUGGAUGUGACAACUGUUGAUUAUGACUGAUGGUUGAAUUUCUGAAAGAGACAACUGGUGAUUGGUCGAUUGAGACGGCCGAUGGUUGGAUUUCUGAAAGAGACAAUCGGUGAUUGGUCCGCUGAGACGGAGGCAAUUGAUGAUUAUAUGCACAGAGUAGGGCAACUGGUGAUUUGUCAAAUGAGUAAGUCUUUUGGUUCAUCAUGUGUUCAUGAAGUCACAUUGUGUAAUUGUUUUGUAGGUUAGCAAUCCCAGAAGGAUGACCAAGAGCUGGGAUAUCAGAUCUUGAUAUGUGAAUGAGCAGAGUAAAACUGUUCGUGGACACGACUGAGAAGUCUGUGCCACUGAGCUACACACCGGUCAGUGCUGACGAAGGUGAUCACGUGAUUGCAAACAGUGUUCGUCCGUCAUCAUGGCUGAUGUCACGGAAUCAGCUGGAGAGAAUGGUGUUGAGUAUUCAAGCGCGCUGCACGCUUGUCCAGAAGGGCUCACACUACAGGAUGCUCGUACACAUUCGUCAAUACCCACUUCUGACAUGUACGAAUUGCAUGACCUUGACUUUGACGUUUUUACGCGAAACGUAGGUUGGCGCGCCAGCUCAAGGGAUGAUGGACGAGUCAACCACGGAUUCUCUUUUGGGGAGUCGAGCUUUUCGGUGGGCACUGAUGACCACGGGGCUGACAGCGAUCACAAGAAGGAAGAGGACGAUGAGGAAGAGGAGGACGCACGUAUCAGCCAAGCAUAUGUAACAGAGGCCAAUGCUCACACCCCCGCCCCCAGUCCAAACUUCAGAGGCAGGAGACAGGUUUUAUCUCACAGG
Molecule: messenger RNA, 1865 nt
Organism: Aplysia californica (California sea hare)
Lineage: Eukaryota; Metazoa; Mollusca; Gastropoda; Aplysiida; Aplysiidae
Source: RefSeq, a predicted model, not a curated record